UAAUUCAAUUAAUUUCCUGGUUAUUUUAAUUUCCUGGUUAUUCAAUUAAUUAUUUUAAUUCAAUUAAUUUCAACUAUUUUAAUUUCUUUAUGUUCUUUAAAGUUGUUAAAAUAUGUUCUGUAAUUUCUUUAUGCUGAAACAUUGAAUUGCUUGUUGGAUAGAAUUAAUGUCGAAGUCGAGUGAAAGUAAAAAAGAUCCGGCAUGGCAAUAUGCACGGAUAGUAAAUCCUCAAAACCUUUCAAAAUUCAUUUGUAACUUUUGCGACAAAGAAAUGAAUGGCGGUGUUUACCGAGUCAAGCAACAUCUUGCUGGUGGUUAUAAAAUUGUUGUUGCUUGUAAAAAAUGUCCAUCUCAUGUCAAAGAUGAAAUUAAAGACUAUAUGUCUCAAAAAAGUCAAUCAAAGGUGCAAUUGAGGAUGGUUCCUGAUUUUGAUGAGAUGGAUAAUGAUGACGAUGAUGAUGAUGAAAUUCUUGAGAUAAAUCAACAUGGUAAAAGGCCUGUUUCUACUCAAGGUUCUAUCCGUCGAGAACAAGGAAGUAACUCCUCCAAAUCUAUUGGUUCCAAACAACCAAAGCAAAAGGGACCCAUGGAUGUGUACUUCACCCCUGAUCCGGAAGUUGCGGUGCAAAAUCGUAAAGCCAAGGGAAAGCAAACAAGAAUUGAUGAUAAUGAUCCUAGUAAGAAGGUGUUGAGAGAUCGGGCUCUUGUUUGGUUUUCGAGGUGGAUUUAUGAUACGAGUAUACCUUUCAAUGUUGUGAACUACAAUAGUUUUGGGCCAAUGGUUGAAGCUUUUGGGCAAUAUGGUCCUGGCAUGAAGCAACCAAGCUACCAUGAGGUGCGGGUUCCUUAUUUGCAGAAAGAGGUAGACCACACUAAUAAGACCAUAGAGGAUCAUAAAAAAGAUUGGGUAACAUAUGGAUGCUCUUUAAUGGCCGAUGGGUGGAAGGACAAAAGAAACAGAGCAUUAAUUAAUUUUUUGGUUAAUUGCCCAAGAGGAUCAAUGUUUAUUGAAUCCGUUGAUGCUUCUAGCUUAUCCAAGGAUGCAAAUAAGAUGUUUGAAUUGCUUGACAACUUUGUGGAGCGUAUUGGUGAAGCCAACGUGGUUCAAGUUGUUACAAAUAGUGCCUCAGCAAAUGUGUUGGCCGGGAAGUUUUUGGAGGCAAAGCGGCCACAUUUGUAUUGGACACCAUGUGCAGCUCAUUGCUUGGACUUGAUGUUGGAGGACAUUUUCAAAAUUCCCAACUUCAACAAGACAUUUGAAAAGGCAAUUGCGGUGCAUGGUUAUAUUGUGAACUGCUCUGGUUUGUUGAAUAUGAUGAGGCAAUUUACCCAGUGCAAGGAUUUGAUCAAGCCAGCAAAAGCUCGAUUUGCAACUGCUUUUCUAACUUUAUCAAGGAUUCAUCAACAACAAACCAACUUGAAGAAGAUGUUCACUUCAGAGGAAUGGACCACAAGCAAAUGGGCGAAGGAACCACAGACCGCACAAGUCAUAUUAAUGCCUUCUUUUUGGAACAAUGGUCUUUAUGCUCUCAAAAUAUCAAGUCCUCUUGUUCGUGUACUGCGAUUGGUUGAUGGUGAGAGAAAGCCUCCCAUGGGAUAUAUUUAUGAGGCAAUGGAUAGGGCUAAAGAAACCAUUGCAAAAUCAUUUAAUGGAAAUGAAGAGAAGUACCAGGAGUUUUUUGAAAUAAUUGACAAUAGAUGGAAUGUUCAAUUGCAUAGGCCUUUGCAUGUAGCUGGGUAUUAUUUAAACCCAGAGUAUUUUUACGCAAAUCCAAAUAUUGAGAAAGAUAAGGAAGUCAUGUCAGGCUUGUAUAAAUGCAUACAAAGGUUGGUCCCAAGCAAUGAGACACAAGAUAAAGUUUGCGCAGAGUUGACUACCUAUAAGAAAGCUGAUGGUCUCUUUGGGAUGGCUUUGGUCAUUAGACAAAGAACUACAAGGGCACCAGCUGAUUGGUGGAGUGCAUAUGGUUCUGAAACACCAAAUUUGCAAACAUUCGCCUUCAAAAUUCUUAGUCUAACUUGUAGCUCAUCUGGAUGUGAGCGGAAUUGGAGUGUGUCUGAACAUAUUCACACCAAAAAGAGAAAUAGGUUAGCUCAAAAACAUCUGAAUGAUUUGGUAUUUGUUAAGUAUAAUAGAGCAUUGAGACGUCGAUACAAUUCCCGUGACACUAUUGAUCCCAUUGCUUUGACGGAUAUUGAUGAAAGUAAUGAGUGGUUGGUUGGGAGGAUGGAGGAGGAACUUGUCUUUGAGGAUGAUACUUUGACAUGGGAUGAUGUUGCUAGAGCUGCUGGAGUUGAGGAAAGUAGUCAAAGAACUAGAUCAACAAGGGCAAUAGAAAGGGGUUGUUCAACUUCAAAAUCAGCAGCUAGACCUAGAUUGCAACUUAUUGAUAAGGAAGAGUCAAUUUCAGAUGGGGGAGAGGAAGAAGAUGUAGAGGGAUAUGCUGAAGCCAAUGAUAAUGAAGAAGAAGUUCAUUUGCUUGAUGUUGAAGAUGAUUUUUAGAACUUUUGGAUUGGUGGAUUGUAUUUGUCUUUGUUGGAUAUUUUCUUUUGUUUAUGGAUAUUUAGUAUUUGGAAUGAUAACUGCAUGAUGGUUCUUGAAAAUAUUUAUAUUUUUGUCU
Molecule: messenger RNA, 2621 nt
Organism: Camellia sinensis
Lineage: Eukaryota; Viridiplantae; Streptophyta; Magnoliopsida; Ericales; Theaceae
Source: RefSeq, a predicted model, not a curated record